Messenger RNA from Opisthorchis viverrini, 897 nucleotides. RefSeq lists its product as hypothetical. Lineage: Eukaryota; Metazoa; Platyhelminthes; Trematoda; Opisthorchiida; Opisthorchiidae. The coding region runs from base 1 to 897 and encodes 298 amino acids. The record is from RefSeq and is a predicted model, not a curated record. The transcript has 5 exons.
AUGGACAACUUUGUUAUCAUGAAACAAGGUCCAGUUCACAAUGCGAAUGAACUGCUCGACACAACGUUAACUUGGAUGAUAGAUGAAGCAUAUUUGAAUCUUUCUGGAAUGGUUGCUAGCGUGAAGAGAUUCAAAAUCCGUAGUGGUGUUAUUGUUGCUGAAAAUCCGUCGACAGCCCACGACCGGUUUCGCCAUUCUUCGGCCUCAUCAGGUAGGUGCAGUCCCCGAGUUUCCGUCAACCUUAUGUUCUACUUGUUCUACUGCGCCUAUCUGAUGAGCCCCAAGAAUUGCGAAACCGGCCUUCUCGGUUCGAUCCCUCAAUUUAGCGUUCACGUCAAAACAACCACCAAAGGUGCACAAGGUAUAUUAACUCCCAAAACAAAGUCAAGAACACUUGUACAGCGCAUCAUAUUAUAUAUAUGUAUAUAUUUAUGGUGGCGACAAACUUCUGGAUAUUCUGACGCCUUCUGGAUGCGGCAUCAGCAACCUGCAUUCGGCCAAUACUGGGCCAUGAUUGGCUGUUGGGUCGGGACUUUCGACCAAUUAGAUCUCAGCUUGAUGCUGGACCGGCAAGCGUCCCGACUUUUUGCCAAUCUUGUGCGCCCUAUUCAAAUCAUUCGUUCUCGACAGCAUCUCACCCGCAAUUUUGUACAGCUCACUCGCGGUUUUUGUGGAUCACAAAAAUCUGAUUUUAUUGCCCCGGACGUUGUGCUAGAAUCCCGACCGGCCACCCAAAACUGUUCCCUACUUUUCUUGUGGGAAGCUUUUGUUGAGGUUCCCGAUACGGAACUUCGAGUGACGCGUAGGUUGGACAAUCCCGAGUAUCAAAAGGAAGAGUUGGGUUCGAAAUUCUACGGCACUAUUUACAAAGGGUUAGUACGGCCCAUGGGUAAGUAG